AUGUCGCAGAUUGACCCAGGCUUUGCUUCAAUUCAAGUACUUGCGUUGCAGACAUCUGACUCCUGGUUCAACGGAGUUAUCAUCGAAUCUCUAACUCAUGGAAUAUAUACGGCCCUGCUUGGAGUUAUACUCUGGCGAAUACUAAUUUCGAGCACCUCUCGGCAGACGAAGGUCCUAGCUGGAAUUUCGGUUUUCAUGUAUGUCCUGGCUACGGUGCAUUUCGCUGUUAGGUGGUUCUAUGCCAGGCGGGCGUUCAUCACAAAUGGAGAGACAGAGGAAACGAGGUUCUAUUCCCUCGCAGACUCCCUCAUCGCUGGUGGUCCACUUUGGGUCCCGACGAUCAGCAGCGUCGUCGGGGGCAUCAACAUAUUGACGGCAGAUUGCAUCAUUAUUUGGAGGUGCUGGAUCAUCUGGGAUAGGAACUGGAGGAUGAUCGUACUCCCUUCCUUGUGUACGCUAUGCGGAACGAUAUUCGAUAUUUUCUUUCUAAUUGAGCAGUUGACGCCAGCGACAGAUUCUCAGGGAAAGUCACCGACUCCCUGGGGGAACAGUUCCAUCAACUGGGGAAUAGCGUUCAACAGUAUGACGCUCUCCACGACGGUUAUAUGUACAACGCUCAUCGUAUUCCGGCUUGCCCGAGCGAGGACGUCCCUACGUUUUGGGCCAAAUCUGUACUACCGAGUUAUGGAGAUCAUAGUAGAAUCUGCCGCGCUGUAUGCCGUUGUACUGGCGGUCUAUAUCCCAUUCAUUGCGACGAAUAGUCCAUACAGCAACUAUCCGCAAGUCGUUCUGGCUUCUGUAACUGGCAUAGCUCCGACUUUGAUACUCCUUCGCGUUGCCUCUGUGAGGAAGAUGGAUCUCGGUUCACAUGCGCAACCACUAUCUGUAAGGCAUCUGUCAAUAUCUGGAGUGGAAGGCAGCGUUACCUGUGUAGAGGAGGAUAGGGCAAUCCUUAUUAGCCAGGAAAAAACGGUUGAAGUCGUAUGA
Molecule: messenger RNA, 987 nt
Organism: Desarmillaria tabescens
Lineage: Eukaryota; Fungi; Basidiomycota; Agaricomycetes; Agaricales; Physalacriaceae
Exons: 6
Coding region: 1-987 (328 amino acids)
Source: RefSeq, a predicted model, not a curated record